Messenger RNA from Schistosoma turkestanicum, 2022 nucleotides. The record is from the annotation of a GenBank genome assembly. Lineage: Eukaryota; Metazoa; Platyhelminthes; Trematoda; Strigeidida; Schistosomatidae.
AUGAAAGUAAAGAAAGCUAAGCCAUCAGACCUGGUGGAUUCACUUAAACAUCUUAAAAUUAGCGAUCGCCGUUUUCGUCCUCAAUUGAAAGGAUCUACACUCCAUACACUUGCUUCUCUUGGUGAGGUAUCUUCGAACUGUAGAAUGACGCGGUCUGCUUCAUCGGCAACGGUCGUAAGCUACGGUUUUCGGUGUUGCAAAGCAUGUGAAUAUUGUCGAACCCUGCGAAAAACUGGUGGGCAAGGUGGGGUGAUAGACAACAAUUUGAAUCAGGCGAAUUCUUUGUAUCCCUGUUUGUCAGUAGAACACUCAAAUACUUUUGCAGACUGUGCUGAAGAUACAGGAUCUUUUCAAGAACAACCUACGUCAUCCAACAGACAAUCUUCUGGCUACCUCUGUACAACACUCCCUUCUAAACGCUGUCAUUCCAACUAUAGAACUUUAGCGUGUGACCUUCAUCCUUUACACGUUUCCCCCUGCUUCGAACAUUUACGUCGGUCAUAUGGGAAUGAGUUAAGUGAAAUUGAACAGGAUAACAAUUCGGUCACUCAAAGUCCGCACAACGUAACUAACACAGUUCACGGUGACCACCCCUUAUGUUGCUGUCACGUAACUGGGUUUCAUUUACCUCACCAUUUACGUCUAUAUCGUCGACUGUACAGUCUUAUUGACCACCCUUGUGUAAGUCUAUAUUAUCCUUGCAAACAUUAUGGAUAUACACAGACUACAGUACCUAGUGGCUGUUCCACGGGAACUGCUACUUCUUUCCGUCGCUCUUUAUCAUCAAGGCAUCGUCAUACCAUUAUUCCAGCUUCAGUUUAUCGAUUCAGCAUCGAUUCCCGGACUGCAUCCUGUUCUAAAUCUUUGGAUACUGAGUGUGAUUCAGGACUAACAGAUAUAUCUCCAGCAUCUAACUAUUGCAGUAUUCAUCAGUAUACGGCGAUACAGUCGUGUUUACAACAAAGUGCGGCUAAAUACAGAAGUCAGCCUACUGAAAAUCGUCUUGCUGGAAUCCAGCGUUGUCGUAGGAAUUCUGAUCCUGAAAGUUGGCAACAAUUUCGAAAUUUACAAUUCAGUGGACCGCUUAUAUCUGGUAACAUGAACGAGGAUUCUGAUUUAAAUGUCUCUUGUGAUGGUGAAUUUAACCGGACAGAAGCACUACCGAAUAACUCAGAGAAUAGUCAAACAGACAUAUCCAUUCGGCUUAGUACAUUUCCAAACAGAGAAAUAAAGAGUUUAGAGCCUAACUUUCAUGGAGCUGACUAUCAAUAUGUUACCAAACUCAGUAACCCAAUUAUAGAUAGUAAUGGCGAUAGGAGCAAUAUCGAUUAUGAAUAUGCUUUACCGGACAGAAGUUCAGAAUUCGGUCAGAAUCCGAUUCCAAAGACCACUACUAAUCUUCCUGCAUUUAACGUUUCGAACUCUGUUUUUAUUCCAUUGGCUAGUGAAAAUUCUAGUUUUUGUCAAUUGAAAUUUUCACAAAGUAUUGAUACCUUGUCACAGCCUAAAAAUUCAACUGUUUCACAUGAUUCUACUUCGAAUCCAAGUUCACAACAACAGCAACAAUUUCACUUUCGACCUUCAUUUUUAUCAUCAGCUGAACGUUCUGAGCGGCCUGUAUCGUCAGUUAUGCAUACAUCAGAUACGUGCUUCUCACUGCAUUCUAACAAAUCGACUACUAUGAAUACAUCAGAUAUAUCAUUGUGCAGGUCACAGACGGAAAUUCACAACCAAUCUGGUUUAGUUUGUCAACCCUUUAUUUGGACUGGCUUAAGUGAUAAUGCUAACACUUCACUAAAACAGCCUUUUAUGGAAUCGGAUCCAAAAUUAAAAGGAAAUAUUGUCCAGUGUUCUAACGAGAUGAAUUAUUUAACGGCUUCUGAUAUGAAUCAUCAUGUCAGUAGUAAUAAUAAGCCUCAAUUAGUUUCAGAUGUAUCGGUAGAUGAGUUAGCUUCGUACAUGGAACAUAUGGUUCAUAUUCCGGGCAGAAUGUCUGAAAUGGCUCAACGAAUGUAUCUCUAG